AUUGGUUGCAAAACCUUGAUCUGUGAAAGCGGGCGUUUUGGAAGAUACCGGAAGUAGAGUCACGGAGAGGUAGGAUCCGGAAGUGGGGCUGCCUCUUUAAAUAACAAAAAUCUGAGGUAUUAAGAAAUGGAGAGAAAAAUAAGCAGAAUCCACCUUGUUUCUGAACCCAGUAUAACUCAUUUUCUACAAGUAUCUUGGGAGAAAACACUGGAAUCUGGUUUUGUUAUUACACUUACUGAUGGUCAUUCAGCAUGGACUGGGACAGUUUCUGAAUCAGAGAUUUCCCAAGAAGCUGAUGACAUGGCAAUGGAAAAAGGGAAAUAUGUUGGUGAACUGAGAAAAGCAUUGUUGUCAGGAGCAGGACCAGCUGAUGUAUACACGUUUAAUUUUUCUAAAGAGUCUUGUUAUUUCUUCUUUGAGAAAAACCUGAAAGAUGUCUCAUUCAGACUUGGUUCCUUCAACCUAGAGAAAGUUGAAAACCCAGCUGAAGUCAUUAGAGAACUUAUUUGUUAUUGCUUGGACACCAUUGCAGAAAAUCAAGCCAAAAAUGAGCACCUGCAGAAAGAAAAUGAAAGGCUUCUGAGAGAUUGGAAUGAUGUUCAAGGACGAUUUGAAAAAUGUGUGAGUGCUAAGGAAGCUUUGGAGACUGAUCUUUAUAAGCGGUUUAUUCUGGUGUUGAAUGAGAAGAAAACAAAAAUCAGAAGUUUGCAUAAUAAAUUAUUAAAUGCAGCUCAAGAACGAGAAAAGGACAUCAAACAAGAAGGGGAAACUGCAAUCUGUUCUGAAAUGACUGCUGACCGAGAUCCAGUCUAUGAUGAGAGUACUGAUGAGGAAAGUGAAAACCAAACUGAUCUCUCUGGGUUGGCUUCAGCUGCUGUAAGUAAAGAUGAUUCCAUUAUUUCAAGUCUUGAUGUCACUGAUAUUGCACCAAGUAGAAAAAGGAGACAGCGAAUGCAAAGAAAUCUUGGGACAGAACCUAAAAUGGCUCCUCAGGAGAAUCAGCUUCAAGAAAAGGAAAAAAAAAUCAGAAAACCCACAGAAACAAAAGAAUGAGCAUAUGGGAAACUCGUAAUCCCACCCACCUGGAGAUGACCACCGUUGAGACCUGGUACUCUGUGUCGUUGCAGAUCCCUCUCUCUUCCACACUUCAUUGACAAAACUAGGCUCACACCAGUUAUGCUGUAACCCACAACUUUUUUUUUCUUCCAUUUAGCAAUCAAUAUGGUGUAAUAUGGGAGGAAAAUAAUAUCUUUGGAAGACUAUGUUUUAAAAGCAGUUGAUUAAUUUGAGAUAUGUAAUACUUUAUAUAUAGAGAGAGUUAUACAUGGAAUUACACAUAUAUUACACAUACAUGUAUGUAUGUUUUGCCAGAAUUUCUCCAGGAAGGCUAUAACAAUUUGUACCCUCACAACAGUGUUUGCCUUUUGAGUUUUUUGUUGUUGUUGUUUACCAAUUCAUUUUAGAAAUACAUAUAUAGAGAGAAGGAGAUGAAAUUGCAUGUGCCAACUUAAAAUGAGGUAGUUGACCAUUCCAUCUUUUCAAAAAGAAUUUAUUUUCAUACCUUGAUUCUUAAAAAUUGCUAGCAAUGUAUUCAAAGUUUAAAUCUCAAAGUAUUUGAAAAUUAUGUUUUUUAAAUUUAGAUGGAUAAUAUAAUCAUCAAAUUCAAAUAUCCAAUUUUUGUAGAUUUUUGGUACCUGAACUAUAGACUUUUUAAAUGUCAAAUUAGGUACAUAAAAUGAAUGUUCAAUUGCUAUAUAUUUACUCUGGUCAUCAUGAGCAAACCUCAUUUUUUACACAACUUUAAUUUUAUCAUAAUGUUUAUCUUAGUUGCAAAAGUAAACAUGGUGGUGGUUUUAAAACGAGAUAGGUUUUUAUUAGCUUCACUCUAUGUUUACCUAACUGGUCAGGCUGCGGCUCUCACUUUGCUUGCUGCAUAUUUUGAUUAAUGGCCCCUUGGCCUUGUUCCAGAGUAUACUGAUUAUGGUCAGUGCACUUCAAAGAUGAUUUAUUAAUUGUGUUUGUGACCCAAAAUAAUUCAAUAAAGAUUGAUCAUAUGCAUUAUUAUAGAUUUGCCAAUAAAAUCAACAGUUACACUUUAAGAGUAUGUUUGCCUGAAUAGAUUUUUUAAGUAUACAAAAAGGACAAAAACUUUUUUUUAAUGUAUUCUGUAUUAAACACAGAUUUAUGACCUUUUAAAGCAUGAUUAUUAAAUGUAUCAUAGGAUUGGUCUUGUAAGUGCAUGAAUUGUAAGUUCUACUUUAACAUAAUUUCAAGAUAAUAUGUUUCAUUGGAGCUUACAUAGGUGUUUUAAUAAAUAUUUCGAUGUUUAUAACACCCUGGGAACAACCCUUACUACAAUUCCCCUAGGCUAUUACGUACAUUUAAAUUUUAAAUUACUGACAGACUCAGAUGUCUGUUUUUAAAAAAAAUGUUUAUAGGAGACUUUUAUAAUCUUUCUGAGUUUUAAGUAAAGGGGAUUUAUCGUAUGUUUCCUAUAUGUUAUACUCUUGUCAUUUGAAAGACUUUGAUAUGUACAAUUUCUCUAAAUUUGGCUUGAUAAUAGUUAUUGUUUCAGGCAUUUUAAGCACUCUACCAACAUAGAAUAAUGUGUAAAUAUUCACUAUACAUGGCCGGCAAAGUUAUUAAUCAAAGGAAAUGACUCCCCGCUCAUAAUUUAUGGUUCAGUAUUAAAGGAAAAAUAGGAGGUAUAUAUUUUUUGGUAUACUGUAUCCAAAAUUUACACUGUAACAGUGAAAUUCUGUAACUUAAAUCAUCUAGUAUGAUGUGUUACUCAAUGUAAAGUAAGUAUUUGGUCCGUAGUAAAAAUUAUGAAAUAAAAUAAAAUAUUUUACCCACUAGAAA
Homo sapiens (human) is the source of this 2862-nucleotide messenger RNA. It is a transcript of the gene XRCC4, whose product is annotated as X-ray repair cross complementing 4. Gene Ontology annotation, cellular component: DNA-dependent protein kinase-DNA ligase 4 complex; chromosome; cytoplasm. Bases 127 to 1053 code for a protein of 308 amino acids. The record is from RefSeq and is a predicted model, not a curated record. NCBI's taxonomy places the organism in Eukaryota, Metazoa, Chordata, Mammalia, Primates, Hominidae. The transcript has 8 exons. Gene Ontology annotation, biological process: DNA recombination; response to X-ray; double-strand break repair.